AUGUCAUUCCAGAACCAGAAGACUUUCAAGCUCAAUACUGGCGCUGAGAUUCCUGCUAUUGGACUAGGAACAUGGCAGGACGAGGGGGCUCAGGAGGCCGCGGUCCUUGCAGCUCUCAAAGCAGGCUAUCGCCACAUCGAUACCGCAAGAUGCUACGGUACUGAACCAGCAGUGGGAAAGGCCAUUAAACAGAGUGGCGUGCCGCGCAACGAUAUAUUUGUUACCAGCAAGCUAUGGAACAACAGGCACCAUCCAGAUGAUGUUGGAUUGGCAUUACAGGAGACAUUGGAUGACUUGGGGCUCGAAUAUCUCGACCUUUUCCUGAUGCACUGGCCGGUUGCGUUUAAGCGUGGAGACGACCCCUUCCCCUCCGAUAAAGAUGGUAGAUUGAUUACUGAUAACAUUGAUUAUCUUGACGUUAGUUCCCCCUCCUUCUACCAAUCUCAUCCACGUGAAUCGCGCAUUACUGAUAAAAUGAAGACCUACAAAGCUAUGGAGGCUCUCCUCAAAACGGGAAAGACCAAAGCUAUUGGAAUAAGCAACUUCUCCAAGAAGGAAGUUGAGCGCAUUCUGGAGAAUGCAUCCACUGUUCCAGCGGUUCACCAGAUGGAGCUACAUCCGUGGUUGCAACAGAAGGACUUCACAGAAUUCCACAAGCAGAAAGGUAUUCAUGUCACCCAAUAUUCGCCGUUUGGUAACCAAAACGAAAUCUAUGGCUCCCGUGAGAAAUACGGUCAGCUAGUGAACGACGAGAAGCUCGUGAAGAUUGGGAAGAAGUAUGGAAAAACAUCGAACCAGGUCGCUCUUGCCUGGGGCAUAUCACAUGGCCGCUCGGUCAUUCCCAAGUCCAAAUCUCCAGAGCGCAUCAAACAGAACUUCGACAUUGCAUUCAAACUUGACGAUUCGGACAUCAAAGAAAUUGAUCAGCUCGAUAAGAAGCUUCGUUUCAAUGAUUCGAGCAAGGACUUUGGCUAUGAGUUAUUUACAGACCUCGAGGGCAAGCAAAAAUAA
Talaromyces atroroseus is the source of this 1011-nucleotide messenger RNA. RefSeq lists its product as hypothetical. Gene Ontology annotation, molecular function: aldose reductase (NADPH) activity. The record is from RefSeq and is a predicted model, not a curated record. The coding region runs from base 1 to 1011 and encodes 336 amino acids. The transcript has 3 exons. Gene Ontology annotation, cellular component: cytosol. NCBI's taxonomy places the organism in Eukaryota, Fungi, Ascomycota, Eurotiomycetes, Eurotiales, Trichocomaceae.